Molecule: messenger RNA, 1878 nt
Organism: Trypanosoma brucei brucei TREU927
Lineage: Eukaryota; Euglenozoa; Kinetoplastea; Trypanosomatida; Trypanosomatidae
Exons: 1
Coding region: 1-1878 (625 amino acids)
Source: RefSeq, a predicted model, not a curated record
AUGCCACGGGAUCCGUUUAAUGUGGCUUUCUAUGACUCAUCUGACGAUGAACAGAAUUCACACAUCGCGAGGGUGGAGCCGGUUAUGGAGGACAGUCAGACCACUAUCCCACUUCAACCAUCGUUUGGUGAUCAAGCGGGGAGUCCCUCACAGCUUCGAAGACUGUUUGACACCGCAGGAUCUUAUAUAAUGUCCGCGCUGAUUGGAAGGCGGGACCUGGGGAGUAGCGAACCCUUCAAUGUUGCGCAAGUUCCCCAUGAUUCCACGUCUAACGAUGAACAGUGGGACGAUAGAGCGGUCCAUGAUCCAUUUGGUCCUGCCCGGCCCCCCUUACUGUGCAAUGACAAUUCCUUGUGCUCUUCGGACGACGUAGGUGUCGACCUCCGCGAAGUAAUUCUUCAGUAUCGGCGGACACCAAAUGAUUCAUAUAUGGGUAUUAUACAGGCAUCGCUUCACGCUGAAAAUUUCAGAAUCAACGGGGAUAUUUUGCAGGCUGCAGUAGGGGAUCGCCAUCUUACGAAGACGCUAUUGAAGUCCGGACGUGUUGAUGUGAAUGAUGUCGGUGUACAGCAAAUUAUCCAAGAGGAGAUUGAUUCUCUGAUGGUGGGCGACGAAAACUUCGGGGGCCGUAUUAACCCAGGAAACAUUGAUUAUCUAAAAGUGCUGUGCAAUGCUCCCAGUGCUACCUUUACAAAAGAGCAGGCACUUUCGUGCCGCUACGCGGGUCUCGAGUUUGUGAAAAUGCUGUACGACAACCCACACCUCUUGCGGAACCUACCACCCCCCAAUUGGCUGUUGGGGUUCUUUUUACAUAUUUGUUUUGUGUUGGAUAUGGCGCUAACAUGGGUGGGUUUGAUCGCUGUGUUUUUGCAUCUUGCGUGUGUGGGAUGGGUUAUCUAUCAUUGGCGGGUGGUGGGACACAUUGAAUGCAGUAGUUGGACAAUUGUGUGUUAUGUGGUUGGGUACGUUGUGAGUAUUGUGGCGGUGAUGACAUCUGAGGAGGGGCGAAUACGUGACUAUGAGGAUCGCGUGUGGGACUACCCGGACAACACAACAAAAGUGGUUCCGUGUGUCCCCGUGUUCGAGGUCUGGCUCGUGUACGUCACGCUAAGGUACGAAUUGUUAAAGAACAAGGCUAAGUAUUUCGUUAUACGGUAUGAUUUAUACAACGGUCUGACGAAUGUUUUGCUUCUUCACACCUGUUUGUUUUCCAUACCCCAGCUGCUUUUACAGUAUUACCUCGCAGCUUUCUAUGCGUACGGUGAUUCUUUCAUUGGGCACACAAUCUUAGCCAUCACAAACUAUACCUCGUAUGGUGUAUCCACGUACCUGUUUCUCCGGAACGCGAUAUGCAACUUCUCUUGUAACCGCUUCGGUUUUGCGGUUGUAGCCACGAAGCAGGUUUCGCUGAGGCCGAGGAGUGUCACGAACCGUAUACUCAUUGCAACUACUUCUUGUUAUUUGGAGUGCUGCUUAUUCGCCGUUCUGUUAACGUUUCCGGUAAUCGGUCAGUGCCACACAGAGACCGUCGUCUUUGUAUCAACCGCUUCCUUCGCCACUGUGGUUGGUUUCGUGUUGUUAGUUGUAGUUCUCGUGUUCGAUGCACACAGGGUUAUCUGGGCUGCUUGUUGGCCAGCCGCGGCUGUGCAAGUAGUCUUCACCAUUGUUUACAUCUACAGCGGAAAGUUGAUGGAUGAUCCACUGGGGUGUUCGUUUUUUUCAUUAACAUCUUCUUCAGUUCCAAUUUUAACAUACGUUACUUUUGGGUUUUUGUGUCUCUCCAUUUUGGCAGGAAUUGGGGUUUUCAUCUACGACAAGGUAACUGGAGGCCGUGAGGUCAUGUGGGACAGUUAUUACUUCUGGUCGAUGCGAAGGUGA